Puma concolor (puma) is the source of this 2363-nucleotide messenger RNA. It is a transcript of the gene DMTF1, whose product is annotated as cyclin D binding myb like transcription factor 1. Gene Ontology annotation, cellular component: nucleus. Gene Ontology annotation, molecular function: DNA-binding transcription factor activity, RNA polymerase II-specific; RNA polymerase II cis-regulatory region sequence-specific DNA binding. Gene Ontology annotation, biological process: regulation of transcription by RNA polymerase II. Lineage: Eukaryota; Metazoa; Chordata; Mammalia; Carnivora; Felidae. The record is from RefSeq and is a predicted model, not a curated record.
AUGCUGGUGUCUAAGGGAAGGCGACUUGAUUCUGUGGGAAGGGCUAUACCUGAUCCAUCUAUUUUCUAGAUUUGAGUAUGAGCACAGUUGAAGAGGAUUCUGACACAGUAACAGUAGAAACUGUGAACUCUGUGACUUUGACUCAGGACACAGACGGGAACCUCAUUCUUCAUUGCCCUCAGAAUGAAGCUGAUGAAAUAGACUCAGAAGAUAGUACUGAACCUCCACAUAAAAGGCUUUGUCUGUCUUCUGAGGAUGAUCAGAGUAUUGAUGAUUCUACUCCUUGCAUAUCAGUUGUUGCACUUCCACUUUCAGAAAAUGAUCAGAGCUUUGAGGUGACCAUGACUGCAACCGCAGAGGUGGCAGAUGAUGAGAUUACUGAGGGAACUGUGACACAGAUCCAGAUUCUACAGAAUGAGCAACUAGAUGAAAUAUCUCCCUUGGGUAAUGAGGAAGUUUCAGCAGUUAGCCAAGCAUGGUUUACAACUAAAGAAGAUAAAGAUUCUCUGACUAACAAAGGACAUAAAUGGAAACAGGGGAUGUGGUCUAAGGAGGAAAUUGAUAUUUUGAUGAACAAUAUUGAACGCUAUCUAAAGGCACGCGGAAUAAAAGAUGCUACAGAAAUCAUCUUUGAGAUGUCAAAAGACGAAAGAAAAGAUUUCUACAGGACUAUAGCAUGGGGUCUGAACCGGCCUUUGUUUGCAGUUUAUAGAAGAGUGCUUCGCAUGUAUGAUGACAGAAACCAUGUGGGAAAAUAUACACCUGAAGAAAUUGAAAAGCUCAAGGAGCUCCGGAUAAAGCAUGGCAAUGACUGGGCAACAAUAGGGGCGGCGCUAGGAAGAAGCGCGUCUUCCGUCAAAGAUCGGUGCCGACUGAUGAAGGAUACUUGCAACACAGGGAAGUGGACAGAAGAAGAGGAAAAGAGACUUGCAGAGGUGGUUCAUGAAUUGACAAGCACUGAGCCUGGUGACAUAGUGACACAGGGCGUGUCUUGGGCAGCUGUGGCAGAACGAGUGGGGACCCGCUCAGAAAAGCAGUGUCGCUCUAAAUGGCUCAACUACCUGAACUGGAAACAAAGUGGAGGUACUGAAUGGACCAAGGAAGAUGAAAUCAAUCUCAUCCUCAGGAUAGCAGAGCUUGAUGUAGCUGAUGAAAAUGACAUAAACUGGGAUCUGUUAGCAGAGGGAUGGAGCAGUGUCCGUUCACCACAGUGGCUUCGAAGUAAAUGGUGGACCAUCAAAAGGCAAAUUGCAAAUCAUAAGGAUGUUUCGUUUCCUGUCUUAAUAAAAGGUCUUAAACAGUUACAUGAGAACCAAAAAAACAACCCAACGCUUUUGGAGAAUAAAUCAGGAUCUGGAGUUCCAAACAGUAAUUCCAAUUCCAGUGUACAGCAUGUCCAGAUCAGAGUCGCCCGCUUGGAAGACAGCACAGCCAUGUCUCCAAGCCCCGUGGCAGCCUUGCAGAUUCCGGUCCAGAUCACCCAUGUCUCUUCAACGGAGUCCCCUGCCGCUACUGUUGACUCGGAAACAAUAACACUAAACAGUGGAACACUACAGACAUUUGAGAUUCUUCCAUCUUUCCAUUUACAGCCCACUGGCACUCCAGGCACAUACCUACUUCAAACAAGCUCAAGCCAAGGCCUUCCCCUAACUCUGACGGCUAGUCCCACAGUAACCCUGACAGCUGCUGCUCCUGCUUCUCCUGAACAGAUCAUUGUCCAUGCUCUAUCCCCAGAACAUUUGUUGAACUCAAGUGACAAUGUCACAGUACAGUGUCACACACCAAGAGUCAUCAUCCAGACUGUUGCCACAGAGGACAUCACUUCUUCCAUGUCCCAAGCAGAACUGACGGUAGAUAGUGAUAUUCACUCAUCUGAUUUUCCUGAGCCUCCAGAUGCCCUAGAAGCAGACACUUUCCCCGAUGAAAUUCAUCAGCCUAAGAUAACUGUAGAGCCAUCAUUUAAUGAUGCUCAUGUAUCCAAAUUCAGUAACCAAAAUAGCACAGAACUGAUGGAUAGUGUUAUGGUCAGAACAGAAGAAAUCUCUGACACCGACCUUAAACAAGAAGAGUCGUCUUCUCCUUUAGCCCGUGCUUACGUUACUGAGGACCUCGAGUCUCCUACCAUAGAAGAACAAGUUGAUCAGACAACCAUUGACGAUGAAACAAUACUUAUUGUUCCUUCACCACAUGGCUUUAUCCAGGCAUCUGAUGUUAUCGAUACCGAAUCGGUCUUGCCUUUGACGACGCUAACAGAUCCAAUACUCCAACAUCAUCGAGAAGAAUCAAAUAUCAUUGGAUCAUCUUUGGGCAGUCCUGUUUCAGAAGACUCAAAGGAUGUUGAAGAUUUGGUCAACUGUCAUUAG